AUGACACUAUAUUUUGUUCGAUCCUGGGUCUUGCGACUGUUUUUGUUUUUCUUCCUCGCCCUUUUUUGUAAGACGGAUCUGAAACAUGGCUACUCAAUGCUACAAUAUGGUCACAAACUUGAGAGAAGGAUGAUAACGUCGUAUGAUAAAUACAGUAUUCUGCAUUGUGUGGAAGAUUGUUUGAGAACAACACGAUGUCGGUCCGUCAACUACCACCAGGGAGCCCACUUCUGUCAGACCAACUUUGAAGACAGGACAACUGUACCUGAUCUGUAUAUGAAGAAGUCUGGCUGGAUAUACAGUGAUAUAGAAGACUGGGACAAGGGUAUUGCUGGAGCCUGUUCUGUGUCAAAUUGUUCCCUCAAUGAAAAGUGCAUCUCUCAACCUUUUGGACAGUAUACAUGCGUCCUGUCAGAUUGUGGAAUUCCAAGUAACGAAGGUUUCUCAAUGGAAGAUAUACAAGAAUGGGAUGCCAUAGGAAUAGCAAGAGGAAUUCAUAUCAGAUGCGCUCUCGGCUUCAACCAACAAGGGUCUGAGUUCUUUGUGUGUAGAUCCAACGGAUCUUGGAGGAUGGAUUUAAACUGCACCUUAAAAACAUGUCCAGUUGGGUACAAGGAAGCGGCGUCAAAUGUCACCAAAACUUGUCUGCGAUUUGUUGACACGCCUACAUAUUAUCCUAACGCAACUCUCGACUGCCAAGAGGAUGAUGGGAAUUUGAUUAAGCUAGACACCGAACCAUUGAAGAAUAUCUUCUUGAAAUUUAUCGAUGGUUACAUUGAUAAGACUACAAAUAACAACAUAUGGAUUCAGGCUGAAGAAGACGGUGAAGGUAUUUGGAGAUUUCAUGAUGGUUCAACUCUGCCGGACUUCCUGAAAAGAGAUAUGAACGAAACAAAUGAUCGUGGCGAAAUUUAUCUAAGAUAUGUUAUUGACAAACAGCAGUUCUGGGACAUAUACGCAAAUAUACUUUUUAGUUACAUAUGUGAAUAUAGAAUUUACUGAUUUAUAGAAAUAUAAAUGUGGCAAGCUUCGAAUUAUAAGCAAGAUACAGAGAUUUGCUCACAAUUCUAUGUACAUGUAUGUACACAUAUCUUAAAAACUAAAGAUUAAAAAAGUUAAAAAAUUGUCAAUAUUAAUUAAGAAAAUUUUCAAAGUCUGUUCUUCCCGAAACCAACGUUAACAAUUUAUUGUAUUGUAAACUUAACCUUUUUUCGUCAUUAUUACGCUUACUGUACAUGUGAUCAUUGACUGUGCUUGUGUACAUUUGUAUAAACUGAUUUUGAACCUCAAAUACCAGUGAACUGGUCUUGAGUGAAAAAAAAAUUGGAAAUCUUAGGCCAUUCUAUUUUUCCAUUUUAAAUGCUGAAUAGGAAAUACCAAGUUAAAAAUCUUAAGCUGAAUGUUAUAAAUUCAUGUGAACAAAAUAUGACUCAA
Molecule: messenger RNA, 1434 nt
Organism: Magallana angulata
Lineage: Eukaryota; Metazoa; Mollusca; Bivalvia; Ostreida; Ostreidae
Exons: 5
Coding region: 1-1002 (333 amino acids)
Source: RefSeq, a predicted model, not a curated record